This is a messenger RNA of Mercurialis annua (annual mercury), 2531 nucleotides long. RefSeq names its product polyadenylate-binding protein 8-like. The record is from RefSeq and is a predicted model, not a curated record. Gene Ontology annotation, molecular function: RNA binding. Gene Ontology annotation, cellular component: ribonucleoprotein complex. Bases 343 to 2280 code for a protein of 645 amino acids. NCBI's taxonomy places the organism in Eukaryota, Viridiplantae, Streptophyta, Magnoliopsida, Malpighiales, Euphorbiaceae. The transcript is spliced from 9 exons.
AUCAGCCUCCUUAUAAUCCCUCCUCUUUUUCACUGCCCUAACCUCUCUCGCUACCGUCCACACGCGCCGCCGCCACCGCUUACCCGGCGGCAAAUAUCACCGUACCCUUCUUCACCUUCCCUCUCCUCGCCCCACAUAUCAAAAAACAUCAAAAAAACUAAAACAAAAAGUUUAUCUCUCUGAGUUAUUUUAUCAAACACUUGGUGUGCGUUAUUUUUUAUCAGUCAUUUCUUUAGGGUUUGGUUUGAUUUUUUUUGGGUUUUAUCUCUUAUUAAUAAAAAGAGGAGAGGGAAGAGAAAUUGAAAAAAAAAUCAAAUAUUUUUGAAAAAGAAUCAAAAAAAAAUGGCGCAAGUUCAGGUCCCGGUUCAGACCCAGAAUGCUAACGGCGGUGCUAACCCACAAUUCGUGACGACGUCGCUUUAUGUCGGGGAUCUGGAGCCGAACGUGACCGAUUCUCACUUGUAUGAUCUUUUUAAUCAAGUUGGGCAAGUCGUUUCGGUUAGGGUUUGUCGGGAUUUGACUACUCGGCGUUCACUUGGCUAUGGUUAUGUUAAUUAUAGCAAUCCUCAAGAUGCUUUGAGAGCAUUGGAUGUGCUGAAUUUUACUCCUCUUAAUGGAUGCCCCAUUAGAAUUAUGUACUCUCAUCGUGACCCAAGUGUCCGCAAAAGUGGAUCUGGAAACAUAUUCAUUAAGAAUUUAGAUAAGGGGAUUGAUCACAAAGCAUUACACGACACUUUCUCGGCAUUUGGAAACGUACUCUCUUGCAAGGUUGCUACUGAUAACUUUGGCCAGUCAAAGGGAUAUGGUUUCGUACAGUUUGAUAAUGAGGAAUCUGCGCAGAGGGCUAUAGAGAAAUUGAAUGGAAUGCUGUUGAAUGAUAAGCAAGUGUAUGUGGGACCCUUCCUUCGCAAGCAGGAGAGAGAGAGUGCCAUUGACAAGACAAGGUUUAACAAUGUCUUUGUCAAGAACUUAUCAGAAACAACUACUGAUGAAGACUUGAAGAAAGUUUUUGGUGAAUUUGGAACAAUGACCAGUGCUGUGGUGAUGAGGGAUGGGGAUGGAAAAUCCAAGUGCUUUGGAUUUGUCAAUUUUGAGAAUGCAGAUGAUGCUGCUAGAGCUGUUGAUGCUCUAAAUGGAAAGAAAAUAGAAGAUAAGGAGUGGUUUGUUGGAAAAGCCCAAAAGAGAUCUGAAAGGGAAACUGAAUUAAAAGUUCGAUUUGAACAGAGUAUGAAAGAGGCGGCUGACAAGUUUCAAGGGGCCAAUUUGUAUAUUAAAAAUUUAGAUGAUAGCAUAAGUGAUGAUAGGCUUAAAGAGCUUUUCUCUUCAUUUGGUACAAUCACAUCAUGCAAGGUGAUGCGAGAUCCUAAUGGAAUAAGCAGAGGUUCAGGUUUUGUUGCAUUCUCCACUCCUGAAGAGGCAUCUAAAGCUCUGAUGGAGAUGAAUGGCAAAAUGAUUGUUAGCAAACCCCUGUACGUUGCACUUGCACAACGAAAGGAAGACAGAAGAGCUAGGUUGCAGGCUCAGUUUUCUCAGGUAAGGCCAGUAGCUAUGGCACCAUCAGUUGCUCCUCGUAUGCCAAUGUACCCUCCUGGUGGUCCGGGACUUGGACAACAGAUAUUUUAUGGACAAGCUCCACCUGCUAUCAUUCCAUCCCAGCCUGGAUUUGGAUAUCAACAGCAGCUUGUACCAGGUAUGAGGCCUGGUGGGGCUCCUAUGCCAAAUUUCUUUGUGCCAAUGGUUCAACAGGGGCAGCAGGGCCAGCGUCCUGGUGGUCGACGAGCAGGAGCUGGUCAGCAAUCCCAGCAGCCUGUACCUAUGAUGCAGCAACAGAUGGUUCCAAGGGGCCGUGUUUAUCGCUACCCACCUGGGCGCGGCAUGCAUGAUGUUCCUAUGCCUGGUGUUGCUGGAGGCAUGCUCUCUGUUCCAUAUGACAUGGGUGGUAUGCCAAUGCGUGAUGCACCUCUUUCUCAGCCAAUUCCAAUUGGGGCUAUGGCUAGUGCGCUUGCAAAUGCUUCUCCAGAGCAGCAGAGAACUAUGCUGGGUGAGAAUCUCUACCCUCUAGUGGAGCAGCUUGAGCCAGAUGCAGCAGCUAAGGUGACAGGUAUGCUUCUCGAAAUGGACCAAACUGAGGUUUUGCACUUGCUCGAAUCUCCAGAGUCUCUCAAAGCAAAGGUUGCCGAGGCAAUGGAAGUUCUUCGAAGCGUGCAACAGCAACAGGCUGGUGGUGCAGCUGAUCAACUUGCUUCAUUGUCAUUGAAUGAUAAUCUCAUCGUCUCCUAGGCUGUCGUCGCAUGGUGAAUGCAGGAUGUAAAAACCAUUUGAACUAUGCUUUGUUACGUGCUAGACUAAUUUUUCGUAGUAGCGUAGGAACUGGGGUUCUCAACCUUUUUCAUUUUUUUUGCUCGAGAUUUCUGGGAGUUGUUUUGAUUAUCGAGAGAUUUGUGGUGUACUUUUGAAUAUGCCAGUGAUGUGCACUUCUGUUGCUCUUUGUUUUGCUUUGAAUGCACCAUUGUCUUGUUUGCCUUCUACAA